Messenger RNA from Aspergillus versicolor CBS 583.65, 1644 nucleotides. RefSeq lists its product as uncharacterized. The coding region runs from base 1 to 1644 and encodes 547 amino acids. Gene Ontology annotation, molecular function: ATP binding; protein kinase activity. NCBI's taxonomy places the organism in Eukaryota, Fungi, Ascomycota, Eurotiomycetes, Eurotiales, Aspergillaceae. The transcript has 4 exons. The record is from RefSeq and is a predicted model, not a curated record. Gene Ontology annotation, biological process: protein phosphorylation.
AUGGAUCCUUUGUCUCUAGCAGGUUUGACCAUAGCUGUGGUUGAUGCGUUGAUUAGAUACGGCGAAAGGACCGCUGAGCUUAUAUCAGACGCCAGGGGGUUUAACGGUGAUUCAAAUGAACUUUACAACCUCGUCGUGGACGAGAACACGCAGAGCAAGCUUUUGAAGAACCUGCUUUUUUCCCAAUCCUGGGUAUAUGGCGGCAAGACCUUGUUUGAACAAUUCGACCCCGAUGUCCAAGAACAGAUCGAGCACCUCGUCCGGGACAUCGAAUCGAUCCUCCGACAAGGCGUUGAGCUCUUGGAGCGACGAUAUUGUGUUCCGGACGGGUCUUCAAAUGCAGCGACUCGCCAGCCUUUCACCAGCUUGCUUACUGCGUUGCCAGCCGUUUCCAGCAGUGGUCGGGCAAGCCCCUCGCUACCAGCUCUCCUACUCUGGUCCCUCCGGGACAAAAAACGGGUAGAAAGCAUCCUGGGGUCGUUCAAAGACCGGAAUUCCAGACUCAGGCGCAAGGUUGAGCUAUGGUGCUUUGCGUCACAGCUUGGGAUAUCUCCAGACCAUCUGAGACACCUGCAAACGGACGAGUCUUCCAGGCGACUUGGUUUCGAUAAGGACGCCACUAUUCGCCUGGCUCAGCAAUGUACAGAGGGAGGUGGAGGAGAGCAUACUCCUCUUGAAUUACCGCCGUCGUGGGACUCCUACCUCAAAGAGAUCGCCCCAGAGGAGAACCAGGGGCUUUUCACCAUCGUCACCAAAGAUUCCCGAGUUUACGUGCAGGAGAAUCACCGAGUCGCUGCGCAAGUACUUGCAAAUGGCUCUGGAACCGGAGUAUCUCGCCUUGAUGCACGUACAAGGGGCAGGAUUGAAUCUCUCGCAAGAUUGCUACACCAACCAAAAGAACAAAUCUUCCGCAUCCUUCCCUGUGUCGGAUGGAGGGAACUACCUGACAGGAACUAUAUUGCGUUUGUCUUCGAGCUCUCGAGCCCUCUCGGGUCCCCAGCCAGUCUCCAACGGAUUCUUUUCGAGUCCAAGCUGGUUCCGUCCUUGGGAGACAAGUUCCAACUGGCACUCGGACUCUGUCAAUGCAUCGCGCAGAUCCAUAUGGUGCAAUGGGUCCACGAAAGCUUCCGAAGCGACAACAUCCUCCUCCUCCCCCACCGCAUCAAGGACGACGACUCGAAAGAGCGCCUCGACAUCAACUACCACGAGCCCUGGGUCUUAGGCUUCGAAUUCAGUCGCCCCGAGCCCUUCUUCUCAAGCGGGCACUCCGACUUCGAACCAAGUCGCGAUAUCUACCGCCACCCAGAGCGCCAGGGCCAGCCAAGCACGCCGUUCAAGAAAAUCCACGACAUCUACUCCCUCGGCGUCGUCCUCUUGGAGAUCGGCCUGUGGGAGCCGGCCAUCAAGCUCCAGAGGAACCUAUUUGCCCACGCGACUGACUCGACAGCAGUGCGGGCGCAGCUGGUUAAACAUGCCCAGAGACGUCUGGAGUCGCGUGUUGGAAAGCGGUUCAAGGAGGUCGUGCUGAAGUGUCUGAACGGGGAUUUCGGCGUCGAUGAUGAUACGAGAGAGGAUAUGAAAUUGCAGCAGGCGUUCCGGCAUCAGGUUCUCGACGUAAUCGAACAGGCUGCGAAUUCGGUUUAG